AUGGCGCGAGUGUUUGUGGGCAAUUUGCCCGAAGACGUGCGGGAGCGGGACCUGUCCGACAAGUUUGACCGCUUCGGCCGCAUCGCUAGCGUGCGCAUCAAGUUCCCAGCGCGUCCUCCGCCUUUCGCGUUCAUUACAUAUGAUAACGAACAAGAUGCUAGUGACGCCGUGCGGACGAUGAACAACGCAAGUUUUGGUGGCAGUCGACUUCGAGUGGAAAUGUCCCGCGGCGCGGACGAAGCUCGUCCUCGGGGCACUCAAUUUCGUGUCAAGCUUACGGGUUUACCUGAUACCAUGAGCUGGCAAGACCUUAAGGACUUUCUACGGAAAGGGGGAGACGUUGUCCAUAGCGACGUCGAUCGCCGCGGGAAUGGCACGGCUUCAUUUGCUUCACAGGAGGAAAUGGAUCGUGCAAUUCGUAAAUUGGACGGCACGGACCUGGACGGAGACCGCGUUCGGAUCCGAGGAGAGGAGACUGGAGGACGCGUGCAGUCCGCGUCGCGCUCGCGUUCAAGAUCCCCGCCACGGCGUAUCAGUCGUAGACGCUCGCCGUCUCGCUCUCGGUCCCCGCGUCGCCCCAGCAGCCGAAGCAGUCGACGCGACCGAUCGCGCUCGCGCUCGCGUUGA
Molecule: messenger RNA, 627 nt
Organism: Peronospora matthiolae
Lineage: Eukaryota; Oomycota; Peronosporomycetes; Peronosporales; Peronosporaceae
Source: the annotation of a GenBank genome assembly